This is a messenger RNA of Musa acuminata AAA Group (dessert banana), 3842 nucleotides long. RefSeq names its product UDP-glucuronate:xylan alpha-glucuronosyltransferase 1-like. The transcript is spliced from 4 exons. Bases 1982 to 3631 code for a protein of 549 amino acids. NCBI's taxonomy places the organism in Eukaryota, Viridiplantae, Streptophyta, Magnoliopsida, Zingiberales, Musaceae. Gene Ontology annotation, molecular function: glycosyltransferase activity. The record is from RefSeq and is a predicted model, not a curated record. Gene Ontology annotation, biological process: xylan biosynthetic process.
UCUGUUCUUCCCUCUUCUUCCAUUUUUCUAGUGAUGAUUAGCUAAAGAUGUAUUGAUGUCUCAAAAAAAAAAGUGUCCAGGAUACCAUUCUGACGGCUUUUCUGUUAUAGGAUAGAAAUUGGAGCUCAAAUACCAUUCAAGAACUAAAAGUGACCAUGACGAUGAAUGCACGGUUUUUAUGAAUCUUUGUUUGUCAUAGUUCCUUGGUAGAAGCUUCACAGCUCCUAUCCAGAGCUCUCGGAUUUGUCCAAUUAAUCUGAACAAAGGUUGGAGCCGAAGGUUCUGAAGCAAGAAGUCUUAUCUAUGUCUCAAUCAUAUCUUCCAUAAAUUAAUACCAUAUGGUGUUUGAAACCUGUUCUUAGGCUGCUUUUCUAGUUGCUAAGUCAUUAUCUUUUUGAUGUGGGUCUUGCAGAUCUCUAGCCUCACAUGUUUUCUAGUUUCCUAGCAUCAUUGCCUAUUACCGGAUCUAGAUUCCCUUUCUUAGCUGCUGAAGACAACCCUAUAGUUCAAGUUAAUAGCAGACUUUUGGAGGCUGAUCGAGUCCUGUUAUCGAUGGGAAUCUUGCUAAUGUUUUUCUGAUCAGGCAAUCUGGAGUGAAUUAUAUAGUCUUAUUAACUAUGAGGGUUCCAAAUAGAUCAACUAAAAUAGCAACUAUUAAUGCAUCUUUGGCUUACUGUUUCUUGCCUCCUAUACUUUUCUGACAUCAGAUUGAAUUUUUUCUGUUUCCAAUUCUGGAAUAAUUUCAAUAGAGACUUUAGAUAGCAGGAAUGAACUGCCUAAAAGUUGAAAGUCCCUACUAGAACAUCAAAUCAACUAAAAAGAUUCAUCUUCAUCAAACUUAUAAUAAUCUGGCUGUAACUGCAUCCAACCUUGUCAAUGGUUGAAGCUAGCCCUCCACAAUCCAAGUUGAGAGCACACUUUUGAAAUUCUCUGAGUCUCUUUAUGAUAGGGAAUCUACAUAAUGUUUGCUGAUAGGCAAAACUGAGUUUAAUUUUAUAGUCCUAGACAACUGAGGGCACACUUAGUAUCUUCUCAAAAGAAAAAUAGAAAAGGUGCUGAUUUAUAUCUUUCAGCCUAAUGUUGUUGCCUCCUAAAUUUUUUUCACAUCAGAUCUAAUUUUGUUAUCAUCAUUUCUGGGAUAAUUUGGCUCAAGACCUGGAUGGGAGGAACAUAUAUGUGGAUAAGAUGUGGAACUAAUCAGAUGUUAUAGAAUAUCAAGUCGUAAAAAUAUAUUACUCAUCCUCAAACUGAUCAUAUUUAGAUGUUUGCAUGACAGAACACGGCAUUGUACUUACGAGUCUGAAAACUAUCACCUUAGCGUUGCAAGUGUUGAUCUCUUUGGUCUAUUGCGUCCUCAUCAUCAAGUCAUUUACUAAACAGCAAAUUUAGUGCUUUCUGAAACUUCUUUCUUAGUCUCAGCAGUUCCAUUUGGAAAGGUACUCUCCAUAUUUUGGAUGAUUUAAAAGCAAUUAAGUUUUAGAAAGCAGCAUCUUACAUAAAGUUGAUGUUGACCUUGUGUCUGUGGCUUUGAUCGAGUGUACCUCUUGCAAUGAACUUCUGAAAGUGGGACAAUAUUAUCAUUGCAGUUAGAAAAGAGUAAUCAGUAAGUCUCCCUAGUGGCUGAAACUAUGAACAAUGAUGGGAACUUGCAGAGUAGGAAAGCUAUGUCAUCAUGACAAACUACACCCUUUAUCAACAGACAUGAUAUUGGUAUUGGAGACCUACAUUUGACAUGGACGGUACCAGAUUUUAGCUUCUGUUAACAAAUGUUUACGGAAACAAAAGAAGGUCCCACAAGAGCAGUGACUUCAAACAAGCUGACAGGCCAUUCAACAAUCUUUUUACAGAGAGGAGUUCAGCCUGGAAGAUAUAUUCUUUGAAACUUGUCUUGAUAAUCAUUGUCUGUGGCACCUUUUUAACUCUUCUCCACCCUCCAGCAGCUUAUCAUAAUGAGCAUUCCUUGCAUGCUGGUUCUAGGUUUAUGGAUGUUGGACGGAUUUGGGACAAAUCCAAACCUGAUUCGCGAUAUUUGUCGAAUUCAAAUGUUGAUUGGGCUCAAAUUUCAAAAUGUGCGGAAGCGAUGGACUCCAGUAAAGGAAAUAUGAAGAUUGGCUUACUAAAUUUUAACAUUUCUGAGAUCAACCAUUGGCACCAGCUCUUACCAAACGCAGGAUUUUCUGUCAUACAACUUGAUUAUGCAGAUAGUAAUAUUACUUGGGAUGUACUGUAUCCUGAAUGGAUUGACGAGGAAGAAGAAUCCGAGGUCCCCUCUUGUCCAAAACUUCCAGAACCGAAGUUCUCUAAAGGUUUCCGUUUUGACCUCAUCGCCGUCAAGCUUCCUUGCAGUAGCUCAGCCAGCUGGUCAAGAGAUGUUGCUCGGUUGCAUUUGCAGCUUACAGCUGCUAAGGUUGCUGCAGUUUCUUCAGGAGAUCAGUACCCUGUGCAUGUGCUUUUUGUGACCAGCUGUUUUCCAAUCCCAAACCUAUUUACAUGCAAGAACCUCGUCAUGCGAGAGGGAGAUAUGUGGUUAUACAAACCAGACCCGCAACUGUUAAAGGAGAAGUUACAGCUUCCUGUUGGAUCAUGUGAGCUCGCACUCCCACUUGAAGCAAAAGAGCGGCCGUUUUCCUAUACUCCUCACCGAGAAGCAUAUGCCACCAUUCUCCACUCUGCCAAUGUUUAUGUAUGUGGUGCUAUUGCUGCAGCCCAAAGUAUCCGUUUAGCAGGAUCAAAGAGAGACCUAGUUAUACUUGUUGAUGAAACAGUCAGUGAUCACCACAGAAGCGGUCUUGAAGCUGCAGGAUGGAAGAUAAAAACAAUCACCAGGAUCCGGAAUCCUAAGGCCGAGCAUGAUGCUUACAAUGAGUGGAAUUACAGCAAAUUCAGGCUCUGGCAGCUCACAGAGUAUGACAAGGUCAUAUUUAUCGAUGCUGACCUUCUUGUCCUGAGAAACAUCGAUUUCUUGUUCACUAUGCCUGAAAUCACUGCAACAGGGAACAAUGUAACAUUUUUCAACUCUGGUGUAAUGGUUAUUGAGCCUUCAAACUGCACAUUUCAGUUGUUAAUGGAUCAUAUCAAUGAGAUAGAGUCCUACAAUGGUGGGGAUCAGGGUUACUUGAAUGAAGUCUUUACAUGGUGGCACCGUAUACCAAGGCGCAUGAACUUCUUGAAGCAUUAUUGGAUUGGUGAUGAGAAGGAGAUUAAAGAGAUGAAGACUCAUUUGUUUGGUGCUGAUCCGCCAGUUCUUUAUGUUCUCCACUAUUUGGGUCUAAAGCCAUGGCUGUGUUUCCGGGACUAUGAUUGCAAUUGGAAUGUGGACAUAAUGCAGGAAUUCGCAAGUGAUGUGGCACACACAACAUGGUGGAAAGUGCACGAUGUGAUGCCGAAACACUUGCAGAGCUUCUGUCUUCUGAGAACAAAGCAAAAAGCUGCCUUGGAGUGGGAUCGGAGGCAGGCGAAGAAGGCAAAUUAUUCCGACGGCCAUUGGAGAAGAAAAAUAACUGACCCUCGUCUGAAAAAGUGUUUCGAAGAUUUUUGUUACUGGCAGAGCAUGUUGUGGCAUUGGGGUGAUCCCAACUGGUCAGAUGAGAACUUGACAUCCAACUCCCUUGCAAAACUACCCAGUUUAUAGUCUCUUCCCUUGUUCUUGCUUUCACUAUCUUGCUGAAUUCUUUCUCCAUAGGUAACUAGGUAUUUAGGUAGGCUGUUACCUCCAGAGUUCGACGAGAUGAUACCCGCAAAUAUUUUACAUAAAUUAGAGUAUAAAUAAGGACAUGCUGUUUUUGUUUUCCCUUGAUUUCAUGUUUAUUGGCAAGUUCAAUAAAAACAUUAGAUUUCAUUUC